UCCUAACAGGAGGAGACUCACUCAUGGCCUACGAGACAGAGGAUCAGGAGACUCAAUACUGCUUUCCUGACAUCAACUCAUCAUGUGUCAAGGGGAGAAGCGCAAGUCAUGGAUAUAUCAUCAUCUAUGUGUUUGUGUCAUUGUUGUCAGCAUGGACUGUGUUUCUGAACCUGCUGGUGAUCAUCUCCAUCUCUCACUUCAAGAAGCUUCACACUCCAACCAACAUGAUUAUUCUCUCUCUGGCUGUAAAUGAUCUGUUUAUUGGACUCGUCAUGCCUGUAGAGGCCAUCAGACUGACUGAGACAUGUUGGUAUUUUGGAGACAUUUUCUGUGCACUAUAUAUAUUGUUUAUUUCAUUUCUGGUCUCAGCAUCUCUUAGUAAUUUAGUUUUAAUUUCUGUUGAUCGUUAUGUGGCUGUGUGUCACCCUUUACAGUACCCACUGAAAAUAACCAUCACUAAAACACUUAUGAGUAUCUGUCUGAACUGGGUUUGCUUCUCAGCUUAUAUCAUUGCCUUUGUCAUUAAUAAUGGAUAUUUUGACUCUUUACACAGAACAGAUGUGUGUUAUGGACAGUGUUUAGUCAUGAUGAGUUUUAGUUGGAUAGUCACUGAUCUUUUUGUGUCUUUUAUUUUUCCCUGUGUCCUGAUCAUCAGUUUAUAUUUGAGGAUUUUCUAUGUCGUUCAUCAGCAAGUGAAGGUUAUAAACUCUCUGAUGAAGGGUGGUAAACGUGUAAUGAAGAGUUCGGUAAAGAGGAAAUCUGAGAGUAAAGCUGCUCUGACUUUAGGGAUCAUUGUGUCAGUUUAUAUGCUUUGCUGGAUUCCAUACUGCAUCUGUUCUCUAACUGUAAUCUCCUCCACAACCAUAAAUGUUUUGUUAUUACUUGUAUAUGCUAACUCAGGUCUGAAUCCUCUGGUUUAUGCUUUAUUUUACCCCUGGUUUAAAAAGACAGCUAAACUCAUUUUAACUCUGAAAAUAUUCACUUUGCGUCCUCUCUGAAAAAUGUUUUUUACACAACAUUAGUUAUAAUAACCAGUAAAGCUUUAACUAUUAAAGGUAGGUAAUGUAUUUUAAUUUUUUAUUUCUAUUUGUAUUUUUCAGUAUGCUGCCUGAAACUCAUUCAUACAUAUAUAUUGCUGGUAAUACAAAGUGAAGUUGUAACUUCACUAACCAGUCAAGUGAUUGCAUGUCAAAUUUGCUGAACAUUUAUAUGAAUUAGGUGUUGUAUAGGAAAUUAUAUGACCCACCUUGCUUUGUGCUUAAUGUUUCUGUCUUUACAGUAAUAUUCAUAAUAUCUCUAUCUGCCACAAAAUCCAUGUGUUUGCAAGUGCACUGAUUAUUGAUAUACAAACUCUGCAAACAUACUGUAAAUCUCUUGACUGAUAGAUUCAUGCAUAUUUUCCCUGUUUUCUGAUCAUCACUUUAUAUUUGAAGAUUUUCGAUCACACUUUAUAAUAAGGUUCAUUAGUUAAUGUUAAUUAAUGCAUUUACUAACAUGAACUAACAACGAACAAUA
Molecule: messenger RNA, 1515 nt
Organism: Danio rerio (zebrafish)
Lineage: Eukaryota; Metazoa; Chordata; Actinopteri; Cypriniformes; Danionidae
Source: RefSeq, a predicted model, not a curated record